ACUUUAUUGACAUUUGCCAGUACACAGCAAUAAACGACACGCGAAAAAGUUGAACGUUUUUUUUUCUGACGUUCAAGGCUAGCCGGAUAUUGGUCAAAUAAUUAUAGUAUGUACGAACCUUCACGAAAAGUAGUUCAGACAGCGUACGAGAAAAAUUUUAAACAAAACAUUUCAUCGCUUCCAAGUUUUGAACGUUUGAAAAAAAUCUGUUCAGUGAUGAGAGAAAAAGUCGACCUACAACUAGGCCAGGACAGACCUAGUCUGACAACCGCCAUGCAUCCGAAGAAGCUGUUCACAUUCUUCGUGUGUAGCUGUUGCGUAUCAGUCAUACUCAUAGUCUUCGGGACAUUGCUGAUUUGCUUCACGCACAUCAUCUACGAAGCCAUCCUCAAAGGGAACUUGGUGCUUCAGCCUGGAUCCAGCGCAUUCCAAGUUUGGGUAAAGAACCCAGUACCAUUAUAUCUGAAGCUCUACCUCUUCAACUGGACAAAUCCGAAAGAUAUCAAUAACCAUACAAUAAAGCCCCAUUUCCAGAAGAUAGGGCCGUACACCUUCUAUGAGACGAAAGAAAAAACUAACAUCACCUGGAACAAUAAUAACACCGUGACCUACAAGAAUAUGAAGAAAUGGUGGUAUGUUCCGGAGAAAAGCAACGGAACUCUUGCUGAUACCGUUAUCAGCGUCAAUCCGGUUGCUUUCUCAGCUGCCUAUACGGUCAGAGACUUCCAUUUCAUAGUGAAGAAGACAUUUUCCGGAGUGUUAUCCAGCAUGGUCCAGACUGUGGAGGCGGUCCGUCCAGUAGGAGACGUACUGUUCGACGGUUAUACGGACGCGUUGCUGAGCAUAGCUGCCAAACUACCAUUCCUGUCCAAGAACAACAUCCCCAACAUGGACAAAUUCGGCUGGUUUUACGGUAGAAAUGGAUCUGAGGAUUUCGACGGGGAGUUUAACAUAGACACCGGAAGGUCCGAUGGAAAAAUCGGAGAACUGGAACGGUGGAAGUUUCAGGAGCACACUCCAUACUAUCCAGGAAAAUGUGGGAGAUUCGACGGAGCCUCUGCCGGUGAUUUCUUCCCGGGGAAUCUGAAGAAAGACAGCAUUGUUAAGAUGUUCUCCUCCGAUUUAUGCAGGUAUGUUGAACUAGAAUUUGCAGAGGAAGUCAUGAUACACGGCAUAACGGGUUACAAGUUCAUAGCAGGACAGAAGUUCUUAGACAACGGUACAAAAGUUCCUGAAAAUAAGUGCUUCUGUGACGGCGACUGUAUGCCUUCUGGAGCUUUGAACGUAUCAAAUUGCAGACAUGGCUCUCCAGCCUUUGUGACGCUGCCCAAUUACUAUAGCGCUGAUCCGUACUACACCAGGCACAUCGAAGGAGUGGUACCUGACAAGGAGAGGGACGAGUUCUACAUGAUUUUUGAACCGAAAACUGGGAUACCUCUGGAAGUUGCAGCAAGGUUACAGCUGAACUUGAGGAUACAGCCAAUUCCGGGUGUGGCAUUAUACCGAGACCUUCCCACGGUCUUCUUCCCGGUGCUGUACUUCGAACAACAUGUCCUCCUUCCGGAGGACAUGACCAUGAGCAUCAAGCUUCUGGUCCAUUUCGAGAUCAUAUGUCUAGCCGUAGGAGUUUUCUGCAUAUCUGCAGGUCUUCUGGCACAGUUCUGCCUUUGCUACAAAGCUUGUAACACCAAAUUGAUCCAAAGAAAGGCGUCAAAGCGAAGAAACGAACUUGAGGAUCGCAGUAUUAAAGAACAAGUUCCUUUGAAACGGUGGGACUGAAAAGUUAAGAGUGUAUACAAAGAUUGUGAGUGUCAGUGUAACUGAAGGAUUAUUCGGUGAUAUUUCCUGAACCAACUGACUUAAGGAGACUUUUUAUAGUGAAUAUGGUUCCAUUCAGUUGGUUGUUAGUGCACAGUUGGUAAGUUUAUCAGGUCGGAUAAUCCGGAAACAAGACAAUGUUAAUGGAAAAAGGAAAGAAAGGAGGCAGAGUACAAGGAGGAAAAGAUAGUCUUUUAGGAAAGGAAGCGAUUACGUAUUGUCGAUAGAAUCGUCCAUCUGCCAAAGAUGCAGGCUCUUUGAAAAAUAAUUAGAAUUAUAUUGGAUAAAACUUUUUGGAUAACUAUAAGCGGAAACAUUAGCAGAAGUAGAAGAAAGAGUUGACAAGAGCUGUCAAAGUUACGGUUAAUAUCGAAAAACACAGAUGUUAGAAGUAAUUUCUUAAAUACUCACUUAUAUCGUUUAUGAUCAAGCACAGUGUCGACAGUUAUUGGAAAAUGUAAAAAUCUGCCUUAUUCCGGUCAAAAUUUCGUGGACUUCUCUCUCAGUUUGUACAUCAAGAUAUUUAAGCAAGUAUUUGUUUUAUAACUCCAAAUUAAAUUGGGCUUCAAAAUGAGAGAUACCGAUCUCUGAACUUAUAUACCUUGCCAAAGUAUAGCAUUGCCAAAAAAUACUAAAACUUCGCGUCUAUGUUUGAUAAUUUCUCUCUGUGUAUACUAAUCUAGAUGAAAAAGCAUCUAUAUUGUUAGUACCGAUAAAAAAAUACACAAUACUCUAAAAUGAUUUUUAUGUUUUAAUCGUUGUUAUUGCCAUCCAAACAUUUAACCAAGUACACAAAUAUAUUUUUCACAAUAAUAUAAAUUACUUCAUAAUAUAGAUACAGAUCGAAGCAGUAAAAUUUGUGAUUGUGUUAAAAAAUGAAUGUUUUUACAGAAAUACACGCUAGCAAAAUCAACAUGCAAAGGCAUUGAAGCUAAAGACUUGCAUCAGAGAAGUAAAGUUUCUCCGAUAUUGACUAUAUUUUUUUGAUGAGCCUUCGUUGAGCUUUAGCAUAUAGUUCAAGAUCAUCCGUUUCGCUGCCUCACCCUGUAUAUCCAAGACUGUCCCUUACAAUAGUAGUUACUGUGUAGAUAAUCAUCUACGCCUGUGUAUAUAUAGAUCUUUACUCGAUCAAAUGUGAUGCCUUUUGUAUUAUUCGUAAUUUUUGUAUGUAAUGUACGAAUUAUUCCUAUUGUUGUAUUUUUAAGAAUUACUCAUUUUUAAUAUACGCUUUGUUAUAUAUA
Messenger RNA from Acanthoscelides obtectus, 3059 nucleotides. Lineage: Eukaryota; Metazoa; Arthropoda; Insecta; Coleoptera; Chrysomelidae. The record is from the annotation of a GenBank genome assembly.